Messenger RNA from Chanos chanos (milkfish), 321 nucleotides. It is a transcript of the gene ghrh, whose product is annotated as growth hormone releasing hormone. Bases 7 to 321 code for a protein of 104 amino acids. Gene Ontology annotation, biological process: growth hormone secretion; regulation of protein localization; adenylate cyclase-activating G protein-coupled receptor signaling pathway. Gene Ontology annotation, molecular function: growth hormone-releasing hormone receptor binding; peptide hormone receptor binding; neuropeptide hormone activity. Gene Ontology annotation, cellular component: terminal bouton; perikaryon; extracellular region. The record is from RefSeq and is a predicted model, not a curated record. NCBI's taxonomy places the organism in Eukaryota, Metazoa, Chordata, Actinopteri, Gonorynchiformes, Chanidae. The transcript is spliced from 3 exons.
GAAAGAAUGAAGGAGAGAGUUGCACUGUUGGCAUUUUUCUGCCUGUUGAUGUCUAUAGCAUGCUCGCCGCUCUAUCCAUCACUUCGGUUUGGAAGACAUGCUGAUGCCAUAUUCACCAACAGUUAUCGCAAGGUUCUGGGUCAAAUAUCUGCCAGAAAAUUCCUUAAGACAAUCAUGGGCAAACGCCUUGGGGAGGAGACUGAACACUAUGUCAAACGUCAGUCAGACUUCUAUGAAGAUGCUUAUAAACAAGAUCUCACAUCCAUUCUGAAGGAGCAAAGUUAUAGGGAACAACAAAGAGGUUUCAAAAGGCUAAGGUAA